AUGACUUUAAUUCUUUUCUGCGUGCUUGCAGCGAUAGCAUCUGCGUGAAAUCCAACAAAUGGUUCUAUAAACGGCUAUUAUAACCUUACAGAAGUCAACAAUCUCUUAUUCCUUCCCCUGAGAAUGAGUUCAUAUUUUUAAAUAUUAUGUAUAAAUGCUUUAUUUUAAAUUUUUUUCAAAAUUUAAAAUAUAAGGACAUUGCUAAUUAAAUUUUAAAUUCUAAUUAUUUAAAAUUUAUUGAAUUACUGAUAAUUUAUAUUUCUUAAUAUCAUAGUUAGAAGAAUGAACCAAAAUUCAUAAUGGAACAGAAACUUUUACAAUCGGCAAAUCGCUAAGAGGCAAAGAAAUAAAAGCUUUUCGUCUUAAUUUAGGAAAAGGUCCAGCUGUUCUUGUCAUAGGCUGCCACCACGUGACUCUCGAGGCAACUAACCGCAAAGACUUUUUUAGCCUAUUUUUGACCUAUUUUUUGUUUUAUGAUCUUUUACCUAUUUUUUUGCUCAAUUGUUUUGACCUAUUUUGUGCUAAUUGCUUUGUCAAUAAUUCCAUAUUAUUUAUAAAUACUUUAUUCUAUUGUUUUAUAAAUUUUUUAGCAUUAAAAAACUGUCUUUAUAAUAUAGUCGUUAUUUCAAGUAGCCAUGCCACCAUGCUCGUGAACUGAUCUCAACAACUCAAGUUCUGUCAAUUUUGAACUACAUCUUACAAGAAGAAUCUGAAGAAAUAGAUUACAUAAGAAAAAACAGAGAAAUAAUAUUUAUCCCAGUCUUAAAUGUAGAUGGCUUACAAAAAAUCAGUGAACACUAUGAUAAAACCCAUACAAUCAUCGAUAUAAGGAAAAAUCAGAGACCAACAGAAACUUGUCCUGGAGACGACCAUGGGGUGGAUUUAAAUAGAAAUUAUGAGUAUAUGUGGGGCUUCGACAAUGAAGGGUCUUCAAAUAACUCAUGUGGCGAAGACUACAGAGGAAGCUCCCCAUUUUCAGAGCCAGAAACCAAAGCUAUUAGAGACUUAUUAUUAAACAAAUCAUUUUCAGUAGCUGUUUCCUAUCAUAGCUGGGGUGACCUUUAUGUGCAUCCAUGGUGCUAUAGAAAUUCUUUUAACCCUUCUGAUUUAAGGCCUGAAGAUUGGAGUCUUUAUAAUAGCGUAAAAACUAUACUGCCAAGCACUGCCCAAAUGGGGAAUCCAAACCAACUUCUUAAUUAUGCUGUAAAUGGCUGCUUUAUAGAUUUCGCAUAUUCAUUAGGCAUAUUUAGCAUGGCCGUUGAACUCGGGCCUGAAAAUGAUUUUCAUCCCCCAAUUGGCAAAGUUAAAGGUAUUCUUGAAAACCAUCUUGCUCCUUUUAUGUACUUACUCAAACACUCAGGCCCAGUUAUGAACUUAUGGCUUCAAAAUUUAACAAUCCAUGGCUCAGUUGUGGAGUUUUAUUUAGAAAUUUAUAACCAAGGCAUGCAAGAUGCUACAAACCAAACCCUCACAUUUGAGCUGUCCCACGAGUAUUCCAUCCAUCAUUUCUUUCCCUAUAACACUUUUGCGCACAACAAAAACGGCAGGCUCACAAAUAUCCAUCUUCCUGCUAUCUCUAAGCGCUCCAAACAGGCUAUAAUGUUUAAAAUCAGUCUAGACGAGUCUGCAGACGAAUUUUUAUACAGCUUUUACUUCCAGCCCCAUUCUCCUCUUAAUGCCCAACUUUCUAACACCAUUCAGUAUAAGAUAGUAAGAGGGAGCACUGCGGUCCUCUUAUGGAUUGUUAUUCUCAUUAUUGCUCUUAUAGGAGUCGCAGUAGUCGUGGUGUUCAGAUUUACCAAGAAAAGAAUCACCCCAAUCAAAUUUGUUGAACUUGACAAAUUUAACAAAGCCAACAGUCAGGGCACUCCUACCAUUUAA
Blepharisma stoltei is the source of this 1881-nucleotide messenger RNA. Lineage: Eukaryota; Ciliophora; Heterotrichea; Heterotrichida; Blepharismidae. The record is from the annotation of a GenBank genome assembly.